AUGACUCCCCUUCAGAGAUCCUGCCAGGCUUGCGUCAAAGCCAGGCGCCGCUGCAAUCUCGCCACCCCAUGCUGCGAAAGAUGCUCCACCAAGGGUAUCAAAUGCAGCUACAUCAACCAGCCGGCCCCUGCAACCGUCGAUAUAAGCCAUUCAAGCAUGGUCAAGCCGAAAGGAUUGAGUGAUAUCUCAAAAAGCCAAAACCUAUCGUUCCUUGUUCUUAGUGGGGAACUGGACACUAGCUUACAGAUGCGCAUCCGACAAGUCCUCCAUGAUGGGUACUAUCGAGGAUCUCGACCUCCAAUCACAGCAUUACAUAUCCACGAGUCUGGUAUUGUCAGCAAACCGAUGGAUACUUGUGUCCGUAUCUUUAAUCCUUUGCAUCUUGAAGUCGUGCGCGUUUUCGAUCCAGCCACGCUCCACCGGUUAUCGGACAUUCUGCGAGGCUUCCCAGCAAAGUUUGCAGAGAACAACAAAACAGCCUUCAUCCAUUCUGGUAUAUAUCCAACAUGUCUACCGCAUCAACUCCAGCACGUCCGAGAUCUAUGUUAUAGUUACCAGAUUGGCGGCGAGUAUCUCGCAACCCAUCGCCUCGAUGCUCUACGAUCUACAAUUCGUCGACUACUUCGUUCAGCAACGCGCACUUCCUCAUUCGGAGAGACACUAGCCUAUGCUCAAGCAAUAAGUCUCGCACAAAUCAUCCGCCUUUUAGUCUGCAACGAUACGUCUGAAGAUCAAGUAGAGCGUGACAAUGAAGAUAUGUGGGCGCUUACACAUACGCUUUGGCAGCAUGCGCCCAUACAAUUGCCGAGCACGUUAAGUCCAUGGCAAGCAUGGCUAUUCUCUGAAAGUGUUCGUCGGACUAUUAUGGUAUGCAACAUACUUCUAGCAGUGCAUAGCUCGUUGAAGAGAGGCUAUGCAAUGCAUUCGCUUUGUGUUGAGGCUUUGCCAUUUGAUGUACGGACUCAUCUUUGGGAUGCAGAAACUGAGGAAGAGUGGGAAGUUGGCGCGUCGAGGACCACGAGCCCAUCGUUGGUAACGCUUAGCGACUUCGCGGCCUCCCAACGAGUUGUUAGCUGUGGUUCGAGAUUCGAGAAUCUUUUGGCACAGGCAUUUUAG
Fusarium pseudograminearum CS3096 is the source of this 1116-nucleotide messenger RNA. RefSeq lists its product as uncharacterized. Gene Ontology annotation, molecular function: DNA-binding transcription factor activity, RNA polymerase II-specific; zinc ion binding. NCBI's taxonomy places the organism in Eukaryota, Fungi, Ascomycota, Sordariomycetes, Hypocreales, Nectriaceae. Gene Ontology annotation, biological process: regulation of DNA-templated transcription. The transcript has a single exon. The record is from RefSeq and is a predicted model, not a curated record. The coding region runs from base 1 to 1116 and encodes 371 amino acids.